CCAGCCCCGCUCCUCUCUCGCUUCAAAACACAGCGAGAGCAAGAGCGAGAGAGCGAGAGAGUGAGAGCGAAAGAGUGAGCGGACUGACCCGCUGAGCAAACCCAACAGUGCAAGUGAUUGACAGGUGUCCCGUGCAGCAUGCGUUGGUGCGCAGUUGCAGUUCUACUGAGAGUCGCAGGCUGCAGCCUGGCAGCCCUCCCCCUCGACAAUGCCCCCAGUAAGCCACUGGUCCGCUGCUGGUCUCCCAGUUACCCUGAGAAGGUUCUGUGCAGCUGGACGCUGGAGCGCAACACUCACCUGCCUACUGAGGUCACUGCCACCUAUAGUCUGGGUUUCAAAGGGAAGGUGCAGCAGUGUGUGAGGGACCCCCUGGACGACUCGCUCUGUGUGAUAGAGGAGCCUGAACUCUACUCAUCUCUCCCAUAUUACAUCAACGUGUCAGCGAGCAACACAGCAGGGCGGGCAAGCACCCUGCUGCCUUUCAUCACAGAGAACAUUGUGAAACCUGACCCACCCAUCAAUGUCACAGCCACACCCACGCCUGGGCGGAGCCGACAGCUGUCAUUGCAGUGGGCCCCGCCCCCCAGCUGGCCACUCCCCCAGCUCUUCCCUCUCAAGUACCUGGUGCAGUACAGCUGGGGCGUGGACAAGCACAGCCGCACAGUCGGCCCCUAUGAGGAGACCCACUGCACUCUGAAAGGUCUGCGGCCACGCUCCUCCUACACCGUCCGUGUCUCCGCGCUGGACUUCAUCGACAACGGAGAGGCCAGCGAGUGGAGCGAGCCAGCCAGCGCCAACACCACCUGACACCAGUCCAGCAACGACACCAGCUGACACCAACCCAGCAACGAUACCACCUGACACCAACCCAGCACCAACACCACCUGAUACCAACCCAGCACCAACACCACCUGAUACCAACCCAGCAACGACACCACCUGACACCAACCCAGCACCAACAACACCUGACACCAACCCAGCACCAACACCACCUGACAUCAACCCAGCACCAACACCACCUGAUACCAACCCAGCAACGAUACCACCUGACACCAACCCAGCACCAACACCACCUGACACCAACCCAGCAACAACACCACCUGAUACCAACCCAGCAACGAUACCACCUGACACCAACCCAGCAACAACACCACCUGACACCAACCCAGCAACAACACCAC
This is a messenger RNA of Polyodon spathula (Mississippi paddlefish), 1181 nucleotides long. RefSeq names its product Epstein-Barr virus induced 3 (gene ebi3). Bases 139 to 807 code for a protein of 222 amino acids. Gene Ontology annotation, molecular function: cytokine receptor activity; cytokine binding. Gene Ontology annotation, cellular component: signaling receptor complex; external side of plasma membrane; membrane. The transcript has 6 exons. The record is from RefSeq and is a predicted model, not a curated record. NCBI's taxonomy places the organism in Eukaryota, Metazoa, Chordata, Actinopteri, Acipenseriformes, Polyodontidae. Gene Ontology annotation, biological process: cytokine-mediated signaling pathway.